GAGAAGUAGAGGAUGUGGCCUGUGGCCUGUGGCCUGGUCAUUAGCUACAAGAGCCUCCCCAUCGAUCCAUCAGUGCCGUUUGACUCCCGCAAAGCCAUAGUCCCUAACAAUAUGGGCCGUAUUCAACAAGCUGCAGGUCUGUAUUGUAGUGGCUGGCUGAAAACCGGCCCCAAUGGAGUGAUAGCCACCACUAUGAACAAUAGUUUUGACACUGCGCGAUCCUUGGUGGAGGACAUGGACUCAGGAAUGUUGGAUGUAUCUGCUGCCAAGCCGGGUUCACCGGGCUUCACCAGUGGCCUGCUGGAAAAGAGAGGUACUCUACUGUCCCCUUGGUUGUUUGAUUGCCUUCUGUUGAGCCCUGUUAUCUGACCUGGGAGCAAACUACUUGCAAUAAGCAAGCAAAUAACCCCCAUUUUCUCUCCUGCAGCUGUUUAGGUGGGCCAUUAUUGGGCUGAUAUCAUGUAGUCUGAUCCCAGAAUUUGUCUGUUUAGUCAUAAUUGAGUUAUGAGUUGCUUAGAUUUUAGUACCAAUAUCAAUUCACAGAAAAAGAAGCAAAAGAUGAAUAGAACAAUGAGACCAUUUUCAGUCAGCCUAAUCCAUGGAUGAAUUACUGAACAGGUGUACCAGGCACUGACCCAGGUGGCGUUCCUGGCAUGUAUUCAUCAGAGACAAAGAAAUCAAAUAUCCACAAUAAACUUUCCAUUUGAGUGAUUCAUGUAUUUCAAAGAUGAAAAGGAUAACUUACAAUAAGAACUGUGUGCUCACCACCCACUAACCUAUGCUGAUCUUUCCUAAUCAAAUUUAUACACUUUUUGCUCAUCUGUAGUCAGUAUAAAGAAAAACAAUACCCCCUAGUGGUUAAAUCAGACAGUACAUACACAUAGCUCCAACAGGUCCCUUGGGCCAGAGCCUCUGUUGGUGAUGACUUAACUUUCCUUAUUGGAACGUCAAUCGCAUGACUACAAAGAGAUGCAAAAGACAGGUUAAACAGACAUUGUCUCAUGAUCUCAUCACAAUCAAAGCCCAAAAAAAGCCACACACACUUGUUUGGUUUGUGACAAUUUCUGUUUAUGUGUAGGAGUCGUACCAGUGAUUUUCUCAGACUGGGGCUGUGUCCGAA
Messenger RNA from Larimichthys crocea (large yellow croaker), 1120 nucleotides. Its product is annotated as NADPH:adrenodoxin oxidoreductase, mitochondrial-like. The record is from RefSeq and is a predicted model, not a curated record. The transcript has 2 exons. Bases 13 to 369 code for a protein of 118 amino acids. NCBI's taxonomy places the organism in Eukaryota, Metazoa, Chordata, Actinopteri, Sciaenidae.